This is a messenger RNA of Galeopterus variegatus (Sunda flying lemur), 2682 nucleotides long. RefSeq names its product forkhead box N1 (gene FOXN1). Gene Ontology annotation, biological process: regulation of transcription by RNA polymerase II. Bases 23 to 1969 code for a protein of 648 amino acids. Gene Ontology annotation, molecular function: DNA-binding transcription factor activity, RNA polymerase II-specific; transcription cis-regulatory region binding. The record is from RefSeq and is a predicted model, not a curated record. NCBI's taxonomy places the organism in Eukaryota, Metazoa, Chordata, Mammalia, Dermoptera, Cynocephalidae. The transcript has 8 exons.
UCUUCAAGGCCAGGACUGGGUGAUGGUGUCGCUACUCCCGCUGCAGUCUGACGUCACGCUGCCGGGCCCUGCCAGACUGGAGGGCGAGCCCCAGGGGGACCUCAUGCAGGCACCGGGCCUCCCAGGCUCUCCUGCCCCACAGAACACGCAUGCCGGCUUCAGCUGCUCGUCAUUCGUGCCCGAUGGCCCUCCAGAGAGGGCACCCUCACUGCCCCCACACAGCCCCAGCAUUGCAUCACCAGGCCCUGAGCAAGUCCAGGGACACUGCCCAGCUGGCCCCGGCCCGGGCCCCUUCCGGCUCUCAUCCUCAGACAAGUAUCCCGGCUUUGGCUUUGAGGAGGGCCCAGCAAACAGCUCUGGGCGCUUCCUCAAGGGCAGCCACGUGCCUUUCCACCCGUACAAGCGGCAUUUCCAUGAGGACGUCUUCCCGGAGGCUCAGACCGCCCUGGCCCUCGAUGGACACUCCUUUAAGACCCCGGGGGCUCUGGAGGCCUUCGAGGAGAUCCCCGUGGAUGUGGGGGAGGCCGAGGCCUUCCUGCCUGGCUUCUCGGCGGAGGCCUGGUGCAAUGGGCUCCCAUAUGCCAGCCAGGAGCACAGCCCCCAAGUCCUGGGGUCAGAGGUCAAGGUCAAGCCCCCAACUUUGGAGAGUGGUCCUGGGAUGUACUGCUACCAGCCGCCCUUGCAGCACAUGUACUGCCCCUCCCAGCCCCCCUUCCACCAGUACUCCCCAGGUGGUGGCAGCUACCCUGUACCCUACCUGGGCUCCUCACACUAUCAGUACCAGCGGAUUGCACCCCAGGCCAGCACCGACGGGCACCAGCCUCUCUUCCCAAAGCCUAUUUACUCCUACAGCAUCCUCAUCUUCAUGGCCCUCAAGAACAGUAAAACUGGGAGCCUUCCUGUCAGCGAGAUCUACAAUUUUAUGACGGAACACUUUCCUUACUUCAAGACAGCGCCUGAUGGCUGGAAGAAUUCUGUCCGCCACAACCUAUCUCUCAACAAGUGCUUCGAGAAGGUGGAGAACAAAUCAGGCAGUUCCUCUCGCAAGGGCUGCCUGUGGGCCCUCAAUCCAGCCAAGAUCGACAAGAUGCAGGAGGAGCUGCAGAAGUGGAAGAGGAAAGACCCCAUUGCUGUGCGCAAAAGCAUGGCCAAGCCAGAAGAGCUGGACAGCCUCAUUGGAGACAAGAGGGAGAAGUUGGGCUCUCCGUUGAUGGGCUGUCCAGCCCCUGGGCUGGCAGGCUCAGGCCCCAUCCGGCCCCUGGCACCCCCAGCUGGGCUCUCCCAGCCUCUGCACUCACUUCACCCAGCUCCGGGCCCCAUUCCUGGCAAGAACCCCCUGCAGGACCUACUGGGGGGGCAUGCACCCUCCUGCUAUGGGCAGACAUACCCACACCUCUCACCGGGCCUGGCCCCUCCUGGACCCCCACAGCCGUUGUUCCCGCAGCCGGAUGGGCACCUCGAGCUGCGGGCCCAGCCAGGCACCCCUCAGGACUCACCUCUGCCUGCCCACACCCCACCCAGCCACAGUGCCAAGCUGCUGGCUGAGCCUUCCCCAGCCAGGACCGUGCAUGACACCCUACUGCCAGACGGAGACCUUGGUACCGACCUGGAUGCCAUCAACCCCUCUCUCACUGACUUCGACUUCCAGGGAAACCUGUGGGAACAGCUGAAGGAUGACAGCUUGGCCCUCGACCCCCUGGUUCUGGUGACCUCGUCCCCAACAUCAUCUUCGAUGCUGCCACCCCCGCCACCAUCUCACUGCUUCCCCCCUGGGCCCUGUCUGGCAGAGACAGGCAGUGGGACAGGCGAUUUGGCACCACCAGGCAGUGGGGGCUCCGGGGCACUGGGUGACCUGCACCUCACCACCCUCUACUCGGCCUUCAUGGAGCUGGAGCCCACGCCCCCAACCGCCCCCACCGGCCCCUCUGUGUACCUCAGUCCCAGCUCCAAGCCCAUGGCCCUGGCAUAAGCUAUGCCCAGCAUCAGCUCCAGCCUUUGCCUGGUCUGGAAGUCCCAGCUGGUCGCCCACAUUGGGCUCACCUUAAAGGUCAAGGAAGGAAAACACUACCUGUCCCCUAUGCCACUAAGCCAACAUGUUUGUUAGCUGGCAGCUGGGGGCAUAGAAGACACCACCCAGGAUGCUGCCCCUCACACAUUUCUGCCACCUGGUGGUCCAGCUCCUCACUCAGCGCCCCUGAAGAGCAAAUGUCCGGGCAAGAAGAAAAUGCACUCUCCUGAGCUCACACUCACCCACACCUAAGCACUUGCACACACACAGUCACACACGGUCAUUCGGACGUGCACCCUGCUACGCAUUGUAUACCCAGAAGAGUCAAAACUACAUCACCAAGAGCCUGACUUCGUCUCUGGGGCAGCUGAGAGCAGAGGGCCCUCACGCCCCCAUGCCAGGCUGAAGAUCUCCCCGGAACUCCAUUCUGACAUCCACGUACUCUGCAGACCUGGCCCCCUCCAGUUAUGUUUUCUCCCAGAAGCCCACUGUAUUUAUUCUCCCAUCUUCACCCCAACAGCCCAGCAAGGAGGAGGAGAUAGAAAGCACCUCCCCAAGUUGUCUGUGGACCCCCACAGGGACUGCUACGUAGCAGUACUCGCUCUGCCAGGCUGUAUCCGUCCUCAGCAUAUACUCUGUCUGGCCUCUUCCAGGGUGACACACAGAAGAGGCAA